AUGGCUCCAUCUACCAAGACCGCCAAGGGCAAGACUGCCAAAGUCUCCAAGAAGUUCGUUAUCAACGCUACUCAACCAGCCUCCGACAAGAUCUUUGAUGUUGCGGCUUUCGAAAAGUUCUUGCACGACAGGAUCAAGGUCGAAGGAAGAGUUGGAAACUUGGGAGAUGUUGUCCAAAUCUCUACUGAAGGAGAGGGAAAGAUUGUGGUUGUUGCCCACCAGGAGUUCUCCGGUAGAUACUUGAAGUAUCUCACCAAGAAGUUCUUGAAGAAGAACCAGCUCCGUGAUUGGCUCCGUGUCGUUUCUACCAGCAAGGGCGUUUAUGAGCUUAGGUUCUAUAACGUUGUUAACGACGAUGAUGAUGAGGAUGAUGAAUAG
Molecule: messenger RNA, 378 nt
Organism: Orbilia oligospora ATCC 24927
Lineage: Eukaryota; Fungi; Ascomycota; Orbiliomycetes; Orbiliales; Orbiliaceae
Exons: 3
Coding region: 1-378 (125 amino acids)
Biological process (GO): cytoplasmic translation
Cellular component (GO): ribosome
Molecular function (GO): RNA binding; structural constituent of ribosome
Source: RefSeq, a predicted model, not a curated record